Messenger RNA from Pseudophryne corroboree (corroboree frog), 2987 nucleotides. RefSeq names its product UMP-CMP kinase 2, mitochondrial-like. NCBI's taxonomy places the organism in Eukaryota, Metazoa, Chordata, Amphibia, Anura, Myobatrachidae. The coding region runs from base 59 to 1390 and encodes 443 amino acids. Gene Ontology annotation, cellular component: mitochondrion; cytoplasm. The transcript is spliced from 5 exons. Gene Ontology annotation, biological process: dUDP biosynthetic process; dTTP biosynthetic process; dTDP biosynthetic process. The record is from RefSeq and is a predicted model, not a curated record. Gene Ontology annotation, molecular function: nucleoside diphosphate kinase activity; dTMP kinase activity.
UCUCUUCUGCAAGAGCAGAAAGUCAGUGUGGCUGCUCCUGUGUCAUUACACAUUACUGAUGCUAGGCAGGAACUCUCAGAGGCUUCUCUCACACAUAAGAUCCAGACUUACACACAGCAGCAUUAUGACCAGUUCUCCCAAGCACUGCACUGUAGGAAGGAAGUCUCGGCUGUUUGCAGUGGAAUCUAAUUGUUAUUCUAAUGACUUCUACUUUACAUCCACAGGCAGUGGAUACCAGAUUCCCUCUGUGACUGCGACUGACUGGCCCAUGCUGGCUGAUGGGGGCUGUGCGUAUUCAGUAUGUAUAACUAUAGGACCCCGCGUCAGGGCAGCAAGGCUGCACAAGUCACUGGGGCAACAACUAUCUGAAUUGUUUCAUGGAAGUCAGGUGUUUAAUCUGAUGUCCUAUGUCCCAGGGAACCUCCAUGGUUCUCUAGAGAAGGGGUUUCUAGUCCUGGAUCCCCGCUGUGUCCCAGACACUGAGAAUAGGCUGUACAGCAUCCUCAGAGAGUAUAAGCAGGACAUCCAGCUGUGCAGUUACAGGGAAGGGGAAGGAGGCCAGGUCUGGCAAUGCUGGUGGGACCUGAAUGGAGGAGCGAAAGAGAUAGAGAGGUCACCAGUUAUGAGAAUGGACACAGUGAUGCCAUCUCCAUUUGUGGACAACAUCAAAGGUUCUGCUGUGUUUUACUCGCUGGAAGACGCCUGUGCUGUACUGCAAGAGAGUUCCACAGUUAUCCCAGAAGCUAAAAUGGUCUUACAGUUAAUGGGCCAGAAUAAGACUCCGGAGAGAGGACACUUUCCUAUUAUUGUUUUAGAGGGACUUGAUGCCACAGGAAAAUCUACACUAGCGGAGGCUCUCAAAAGUCACCUGAAAGCCACAUUGCUUAUAUCACCACCAGAAUGCAUCCAACGGUGGAAAAAACUCUUUGUUGAGGAGACAACACUGAUAAAGAGAGCAUACUAUGCCUUAGGUAACUACAUUGUGACUGUGGAAAUAGCAAAAGCAUCACAAAUGGCUCCGGUUAUUGUGGACAGGUUCUGGCACAGUACAGCUGCCUAUGCAAUAGCCACUGAGAUUGGGGGUGGUGUCCACAACCUGCCAGUUCACCACCAUGAAAUUUACAGUUGGCCAGAUGAUCUUCUUAAACCCGACCUCAUCAUUUUACUGACUGUCUCAGACGAAGAGCGAAUCCGCCGUAUACGGAAGCGUGGGCGCCCAGAAACACCUGAUGAAAUGAAAUUAGAGGCUAACAUGACAUAUCGGCAGAAAGUGGAAGAAGCGUACAGGAGAAUGGAGAACCCCGGAUGUGUCAUCAUCGAUGCCAGCUCACCAAAGGAAACUGUAUUACAAGAGGCAUUGUGCAUUAUAAAGGAGCACUGUGGGAUCUAAUUGAGAAUAUUUAGGGUGCUGUAUAGAAAUCAAGAGGUAGAGAUGAGUGCAUAUAAUUUUAUUGGCAUGGGCCCUCACAAGUUAGUUGCCCUGGAAAUGUGUUGUGUGCCAUUUAAAAGAUGAGUGUUUUAGUGUAAAUUAUAGUAGUGUUACCAGGAAGGCAAGUAACACUAGUGUUUGCAGUAGGACAAUUGGCUUCCCACGUCCCUCACCUCUGAGAAUGUUAUCAUACUGUGUCUGUGUAUUAAUGUUCUGUGGGCACCAGUUUUUCAUUCUGUAGCCGAAAAUUGAUCCUAAAACAAAAGGAAACCAGUUCUCUUGUCAACGUGAAUGCACUGUUUUCUACAGUCACUAUUUCUUAGGUGCUGUAUAAGGUUUUACAAAAAUAAGGAAAAAUAAAGACAGUUUUUACAUUAUUCAAAACCUUUAUUUUAAAUAAUACAGUUAUACUAAUAACUAGGUCAAAGCUAGUACAUGAAGUGAGAUUGGGGACAGGACGCUACAGAGGAUUACUCCACUAGACGGUAUGCUGUUAGGGCCCAUCACCCUCCUGGCUGUCACCCAUUCUUUCUAGUGUGCCCCAACUCACAGUCAUUGUCCCUGAUCCCUUCUGUCUGCCCCUCCCAGGACACUAGGCUAUGGAAUAGUGCACCUGAUAUUAUCUGUCACUGACUUGAUUAUAUAGGAAUCUCACUGUUGUAUGUUUUCACUUUACUGUCUGUUUAAAUAUAUUGUAUUAUGUGUGUUUUAUUGCAGCUUUCCCUGUGCUGUGUUACAGACACUUUGUGUCUCUAUAUUAAUAAAAUAAUAAUAAUAAUAAUAAUAAUAAUAAUAAUAAUAAUAAAUAAUAAUAACUUUGCUAUGAUUUACAGUUGAAAUUGUUGUUGAGAAACUACAUGGCACCUGUUACAUUUCUGAUUUAAGCCAUAGUUCAGAAAUAAUACAGUAUAUCAUUUAUUUCAUCAAUUUGUCUACGAAUAAUUAAAAAAAUGUUAUUCUGAAAUGUAGAAUUUUUUUCUUGUGUUUUGUGGUCAUAUAGAACAAAGCGUUUUCUGAUUAUAGGACAUUCUGAGACUCCGGGAGAACGUGCUGGUUGUGCUACACAUGUACCCACGUGAUCUUACACGUAAUUGCCUGCUGCGUGCGUCUCUCUGCGACUCGUUUGUAAGAUCUCUCUAGGCACAUCUGUACUUCUGAACAGACAAAAACCUAAUACACCCACAAAAAUAUACUAAAGGUGUAUAUGUAUUAAAUAAUUAUAAGGUCCUUAAAAAUGCACAUACUGUAUCUUGCAAUCACAUGCAGUACUCUGCUUAUCUGGAGUCCUUAUUGAAGCAGACAUAGGUGGUCAUUCCGAGUUGUUCGCUUACUAACUGCUUUUUUUUUUAAAUUCCAUCUGUUUUUAUUAAUUUUUCAAACAAACAAACAAACAAACAAACAAACAAACAAACAAACAGACAGACAAUCAUAACAAUACAACAAUAACAAACCAACAUAAAAGGACAUGCGCUAUGUGUACAUAAAUGUAAUUCAGCACAAUCGUAUAUACAAACACAUCUACAUUAAUAAAGUUGCAAACAAUUACAGGUUAACAAAA